AUUUUUGUUUUUGUAUUGUUGCUCUUUUUGUGCUUAAAAGUAAAUAUUUUACCCUCAUAAGAGGUGAUUGUUGUUUUAUUCAGUGUUUUUAUUCACUAUCAGCAAACACUAACAGCAUGAAGCCACUGACACACACAUUUUCUCUCGCUCUCUCUUUCUGUCACACACACACUCGUCUCUUCACUCCAGCAGGUGAAUCUGCAUCUCCUGUGAGGCGAUCUUCAGCUAAAUCUGCAGCAUCUCGUUGUGUGAUGUCAGAGCGGGCGGAUCACCUGCUGGACUGCAGUCCACUGAUCAGUGCCGCUGAGCAGGGGAAACUGCGUCUGGCACGGCUGCUGGUGGAUGGAGGAGCGCAGGUCAACCAGAGGAAUCACCAUGGAGAAACACCGCUGCUGGCCGCAUGCAGAGCGCUACGGGCCGGCCAGACUGCAGGGUCCAUGCUCAGGAUCAUCCAGUUCCUGCUGAGCCACCACGCAGAUCCCAACAUCCAGGAUAAAUCGGGGCGCACGGCUCUGAUGUACGCCUGCAUGGAGCGCGCCGGGCCGGAGGUGGCGGAGGCGCUAAUCACAGCGGGUGCGGAUCCCAGUAUGGAGGAUUACUCUGGAGCAUCUGCGCUGGUUUACGCAAUAAACGCUCAGGAUCAGGACACGCUCACGGUGCUGGUCGAUGCGUGCAGAUCUCGAGGGCGCGAUAUUAUCAUCAUCGCUACAGAUUUGAGUAGCGACGGCAGUACUGUGACACGCCGCUACCUGAACGUUCCUCCAUCCCCGGACAGCUCGCCCGUCUCCUGCAUGUCACCUUCAGAUAUUGAGCUGAAGACGAACUCUCCGAACUCUGACGGGGAAAACAUCUUUAACUUCCGCGGAGGGGGGCCGGCGUCCCCAGUGCUGCCCCCUAGGAGCAGAGGCCGACAGCGGCUGCGCUCGGAGCCGUGGCUCGCCAUCCAGAACCUGGAGCAACUCAGCCAGACCUAUGAGAAGAGGCUGGAGGAAGAGGAGGAUCAGGACGGGGAUCAGGGGGAUCUCUUAUUCAGCCAGUGUUCCCCGUUAGUUCCUGAAUCAGGAAAUGGCCAGAAGCUCGGAGCUACCGGAACGAAAUAUUCGAUGCCUUCAGAGCGAUUGCAGAGCAGGAGAAACACCCUACCGGAUCUCCUCCAGCCGCCCACCCUCAGGCUCACACUCUCAGGGUCCGACACACACCUGCACCAGCCCGGAGGCUCCAGGUUCCCCUCCAUAUACAGGACCAGCUCGCUGUUCCUGGCUCCUCCAGACGGGCUUCACGACUUCCACAUGGCCAACAAGAAGAAGUCUCGAGAGCAGAAGAGGAGUCAGACUCACGCCGGGUUUUUGCCCCCAAUUUCCGUGCGCUCGAGUGUGAACACACCCUUGCGGAGUGAACAGAAACAGUAAAAAGACACUUCUACAAUUUAAUAUUCUAUCCCUAAUUUAAUCAGACAUAGACCUUAAAGUGGGACGCCUCAACUUUGACCCAUAAAUAAGGCAAUGACAGUCUCCCACAUGAAAAAAAUACUAUAGACAUUUAUAGGAAAUACUUUAGUGUUUGUUAACCAUACAAUAGCUGAAUCUGUUGUGGUAGUGCUAUACGGUUAUUUCACGCUGCCACCAUGUAAAAACACGAAAGCCAGGCAAGAAGAAACCAAUGCCCAGGCAAUAUAAGCCAAACCAAGGCAAUAUAUCUGAUGCAAAAAAAUAUACAAAUAAAUAAAUAAAAUAAGGAUGCUAGCUUUCUGUAACUCAGAUGACCACAAUAAGCUAUUUUGGAUAUUAGAACCGUGGAUAUUAAAGAUAUCAUAUCAUUAGGGAUUUAUGGUCAGCUAAAGUUCUAAAGAACCGUUUUAAAGGUAAAACUCUAUUUAAAGUAUUUAUUAUUAAGCACUUAUUUUGGAAAUAUAGCAAAUGUUUUUUUGUUUUGCUGAUUUUUGCAGCCAGUUUCUACUUUAACUUCAUUUUGUAUACUUGCAGGACUUAUAUGUG
Molecule: messenger RNA, 1994 nt
Organism: Danio rerio (zebrafish)
Lineage: Eukaryota; Metazoa; Chordata; Actinopteri; Cypriniformes; Danionidae
Source: RefSeq, a predicted model, not a curated record